UCCCGGGCGGGGAGGCGGGGUGGCACCCCAGAACCAGCGCUUCCCGAUUUGUUUCGUUUUUUUCAGGUUACGAGACAUCCCCUCAGGCUGAAACACGCCGACUCCUACGUUUCCUGCCACCGGGCAAGGAGCAUCCUAUCGGGAUGGGGGGCCGGCGGUCUCCGUUAGAGCCGGGCGUACCGUGCCAGGCAGAGUUAUGGGGUGACCUCGGGGUGUUCGAAGAAGAUGAGGAGCUGGAGGGUUUCAGGAGGGAGGCGGAAGUUCUGCGUGAGAAGCUGAGGGAGGCUCUCAGUCAUACAUCUGGUAACAUAAGGCAGUCCAGUUCUUUGACCGACCUCACCUCAGACAGUACCUGGGAUCAGCAAAAGCCUCACUUGUUUCCUAAGUCCCGCUUGAGGCCAAAAAGCGCUUCAUCUCCCUGGAUUCCUUCCAUCACCAUCCCUCAGCCUUUCAAAAUGACCCUGCGGGAAGCUCGCAAAAAGUCCGAGUUGAUGAAGUCGUACAUGUUUCUUGAACUAGACAAAGAGAGAGACAAAAGGCAAAGCCAGGAUGAAGCUGAAUGCCAGAAACAAUUCCGGGCACAGCCUGUACCUGCCCACGUGUUUCUGCCCCUUUAUCAGGAAAUAAUGGAGCAGAAUGAGAUUCGCAGGCAAGCAGCAACACAGAAAAGAAAGGAGCUGCUACUUUCAACACAGCGGCCCUUCAGUUUUCUGGAGAAGGAAGAGAAAAAGAAAGAAGCUAUCAGACAAAAAUUCCUGGCAGCAGCAACCCCAAAUGAGAGCUCCAAACAGAAGCAAGCCAGUAAAAAAGUUCCUAAAUCUACUUAUGACUCACUUCUUGGAGAUAAACUCAAAGAAGCCGAACUCUGCAGGGAAAUCCGUAUUCAAAUGAGAGCAAAGGAUUUGCUCGCGAGCUCUGUAGCUCCUAUAGAUACCAGCAACUGUCGGAGGGAGCCUCAGUCCCGAACUGCCACCAGAACUAAGCAGGAAAAACUUGGCUUCUUACAGGACAAAAGUUUCAGCUUCAAACCAAGGAUUAAUCCAGCAAUACCAGAUUUUGAAGAACUUUACUGGGCAUUUCAGAGGAAAACAGUAAGGAGACAAGAAGUCAAAGAGCCAACUCGUAAUAAGCCGUUCAAGCUGAGAACCUCCAAUCUCCAUGCCAGGCAGAGGCAGGCUAAUGAAAAUAUAAAGGAUUCUCAGAAGCUUUCCAAGGUUUCAGUGCAAAAAAGUUACUCUCUGCCUGGACUUUCCUCUCUCUCUUCCAACACCCUUCCUGUGCAUAUUACAGAUGCAACUAGAAAGAGGGAAUCAGCUAUUAGAUAUGCCCAAGAUAACAAAAAGGAAGGGGACAAAGAAGGAAUUUAUUGGCUGGAGAAACAGAAAAUGAAAUGUCAAGCUAUGCAAAAGUCUGUGAACAGCCGAGCAAAAGCACUGGAUCCUCAUAAAAGUCUGGAGGAAACACAAAAGGAGAAGUCAAAACAGAAUAGGCAAAAUAUGCAAGACAGAACAAAAGAAUACAGAAAGGAGCUGGAAGAAAUUAAGCUGCGAGUCAAGAGCAGACCAUUCCUUUUUGAACAGGUCACCAAGCAUGAUGCUCGUCAAGGAGCAGAGCGUUGCUACAGACGCACCCUCCAGCAGGUUGGCCUCAGUGAAGAAUUUGUAAGGAAAAAAGGGAAAGAUGCCACUGACUUGCUGGAAGAAGAAUCUGAUGUUCACAGGCUGCCCGAGCCUUGGGGUGAAAAGGAUGACUGCACUGAACAGGAAGGAGUACCUCAGGAGGAACUGAGCGCAAAGGGAGUGGCAACAUGAAAGCCUGCAGAAGAAUCCAUCUGUCAGUUCUUGACUUCUUUUUAUUCAAGAUUCUCCAGGUUAAUCCUCAGGAGCUUAAUAGUUUAAGCUGACACCUAAGAAUUGCUGUGGGGUGAGACGGGAGAAUUUAGUAAAGGGAAAAAAUCAACUGUUGUUUAGAGCACGUUUUGUUCAGCCCAGCAAACCCUGCAGCCUCCCUUAGUCUUCAAAAGUGUCCCUUGAGUGAGCUCCUUCCCUUUAAUGGGCAACAAAACAAUUUAGAGAGGUUGAAGCACUAUCUUUGGAUAAAAGUAGAUAUGAAAAAUUGAAGAGGUGCAUCCUCUAGUGUCAGCUCCUUGCAUUCAUGCCACAGAAGCACACAGGAAAGGGAGAAUGCCUUCUACUGUACUAAACCUUUUUUUAGACACAUCUGUGGUAGAAUGCUUUCAAACAAGGUACUUCUACAAAAACAAAUAUCAGGAUUUGACCCACCUUGGGAGAAGACUCAAAGGGAAGUCUUUCUCUGGUGUUAAUUCUUCAUUCACCAACUACCAGCUUUGCUUCU
Onychostruthus taczanowskii (white-rumped snowfinch) is the source of this 2355-nucleotide messenger RNA. It is a transcript of the gene FAM161B, whose product is annotated as FAM161 centrosomal protein B. Lineage: Eukaryota; Metazoa; Chordata; Aves; Passeriformes; Passeridae. Gene Ontology annotation, biological process: cilium organization. Gene Ontology annotation, cellular component: cilium. The transcript has 8 exons. The record is from RefSeq and is a predicted model, not a curated record. Bases 144 to 1811 code for a protein of 555 amino acids.